AUGGCAGGAGAUUACCUGAAGGACGGUGGACAUGGCUUCAGGGAUGAAUCAGACCUUCCUCCUCACCCACAAGUGCACUUGGACGAGAAACCCUACGAGUGUCAGGGAGAUGUGAGGCAGGCUGUUUGUCCCAAUAAGCAUCAAAGUGUCCCCUUAGGAGGGGUGCCGCUUACAAGAGUUGCUUGUGGUCAGGGCAUCGGGCCAAGUGUUGACCUUCUCAUGGCCCAUACGGGGGAGAUGCCCUACACAUGCAGUGACAGUGACAAAGGGUUGGGAGCCAAGCCCACCCUGCAUGUCCCCCCUGGGGAAGGACCUGAGGGAUUCGUGGAUUGUGGAAAGGAACUGGCGUUCGGCCCACACUUUGACGUUCACCAGAAAACAAACCCAGAAGAGAAGCCCUACCAGUGUGAGGAGUGCGGAAAAAGUUUCCGGCACUACUCGUACCUUCAGGCUCACCAGCAGAUCCACACAGGGCAAGGCCUCUAUGAGUGUGAUGUGUGUGGCGAGAGCUUCAUUUACACUGCCGGGCUCCUCAUGCACCAGAAGCUGCACACGGCCAAGAAACUCUUCAAGUGUGAGUGCGGGAAGGGCUACAGCCGCAGCUGGGACCUCCAGGUCCACCAGAGGGUCCACAUAGGGGACAAGCCCUUCAUGUGCCUCGAGUGUGGCAAGGGCUUCUGGCGGGUUUCCGACCUCCACAGUCACAAGAAAGUCCACACCGGGGAGAGGCCCUACUUGUGUGAUGUGUGUGGCAAAGGCUUCAUCUUCAGCUCGGACCUCCUCAUCCAUCAGAGGGUUCAUACUGGCGAGAAACCCUUCAAAUGCGGUGAGUGUGGCAAAACUUUCAGCUACAGCUCAGCGCUGCUCACGCACCAGAGAAUCCACACGGGCGAGAAGCCCUAUAAAUGCGAAGAGUGUGGCAAGGGCUUCCGAUGCACCUCGAACCUUCACAAACAUCAGCGUGUGCACACGGGAAAGAAGCCCUACACGUGUGACGUGUGUGGCAAGGGUUUCAGUUACAGUUCCAACCUCCGCACCCAUCAGAGGCUGCACACGGGCGAGAAGCCCUUCACCUGCUCCGUGUGCGGGAAGGGCUUCAUGUUUAGCUCAGGUUUCCUGAGCCACAAGCGGGUGCACACGGGGGAGAAGCCCUACAGGUGUGACAUCUGCGGCAAGAGCUACAGCCAGAGCUCGCACCUGCAGGGCCACCUGAGGGUGCACACGGGGGAGAAGCCGUACACGUGUGAGGAGUGCGGGAAGAGCUUCAGCCAGAGCUCCUCGCUGCAGCUUCACCAGAGCGUCCACACCCGGGAGAGGCCCUUCAAGUGCGAGGAGUGUGGC
Molecule: messenger RNA, 1341 nt
Organism: Elephantulus edwardii (Cape elephant shrew)
Lineage: Eukaryota; Metazoa; Chordata; Mammalia; Macroscelidea; Macroscelididae
Gene: ZNF229
Product: zinc finger protein 229
Exons: 2
Biological process (GO): regulation of DNA-templated transcription
Molecular function (GO): DNA-binding transcription factor activity, RNA polymerase II-specific; RNA polymerase II cis-regulatory region sequence-specific DNA binding
Source: RefSeq, a predicted model, not a curated record